Molecule: messenger RNA, 1431 nt
Organism: Acanthosepion pharaonis
Lineage: Eukaryota; Metazoa; Mollusca; Cephalopoda; Sepiida; Sepiidae
Source: the annotation of a GenBank genome assembly
AUGUACAUUCUUGCCUGUUUCUCUGUCUCUAGGCCAAGCUAUCUAUGCAAAUACGUUUUUGUGCCUGCCUCUCUAACCCUCUCUUCUCUCUGUGCCUCUAUUGUAUAUAUCUCUCUCUCUCUGCCUGUCACUGUCUCUUAUUGUUUCCUUUCCUCUCUGUCUCUAUAUUCUUGUCCCAAACUCGGUUUUUGCACUGUCUCUCUCCACACGUCACUUCUUCUCAUUGUUUCUAUUUACCUGUGUCUGUCUUCCUGCGUGUGUUUCUCUCUAUAUCCAUAUUCACACUCGUUAUCUAUCUAUCUAUCUAUCUAUCUAUCUAUCUAUCUAUCUAUCUAUCUAUCUAUCUAUCUCAGAUCUCUCUCUCUCUCUCUCUCUAUCUAUCUAUCUAUCUAUCUAUCUAUCUAUCUAUCUAUCUAUCUAUCUAUAUCAGAUCUCUCUCUCUCUAUCUAUCUAUCUAUCUAUCUAUCUAUCUAUCUCAGAUCUCUCUCUCUCUCUCUCUCUCUCUCUCUAUCUAUCUAUCUAUCUAUCUAUCUAUAUCAGAUCUCUCUCUCUCUAUCUAUCUAUCUAUCUAUCUAUCUAUCUAUCUCAGAUCUCUCUCUCUCUCUCUCUCUCUCUCUAUCUAUCUAUCUAUCUAUCUAUCUAUAUCAGAUCUCUCUCUCUCUCACUAUCUAUCUAUCUAUCUAUCUAUAUCAGAUCUCUCUCUCUCUCUCUAUCUAUCUAUCUAUCUAUCAGAUCUCUCUCUCUCUCUCUAUCUAUCUAUCUAUCUAUAUCAGAUCUCUCUCUCUCUUUCUCUCUAUCUAUCUAUCUAUCUAUCUAUAUCAGAUCUCUCUCUCUCUCUCUCUAUCUAUCUAUCUAUCUAUCUAUCUCAGAUCUCUCUCUUUCUCUAUCUAUCUAUCUAUCUAUCUACCUCAUAUCUCUCUCUCUCUAUCUAUCUAUCUAUCUAUCUAUCUCAGAUUUCUCUCUCUCUCUCUCUCUUUCUCUAUCUAUCUAUCGAUGUCAUUAAUUUCACAUUUAUCUAUCUAUCUCAGUAAUCUCAGAUCUAUCUAUUCAUUCAUGUAUGUUUCUAUAUAUAUGAUUUUCGGUCACACACACACACAUUCACUUUCUCUUUUUCCCUCUUCAUUCUCUCACCCACUCUCUUUCUCUCUCUCUCUCUCUCUCUCUCUCUCUCUCUGCACACAAUAUAUAUCUGUCACUGUUUUCCUUACUGUUGAUCUAUCUGUAUGGCUGUCUGUCUCUCUCUCUUUAGCACUAUUUUUCACACUUCGCUCUGUCACUUUCUCUCACACUUCGUUCUUGCUCGUUUGUGUAUCUAUCUCUGUCUGUAAAUCUUCGUCUCUCUCUCUCUCUCUCUCUCUCUCUCUCUAUCUAUCUAUCUAUCUAUCUAUCUAUCUAUCUUUCCCUUCGCUUUAUGCAUGUACGUGCAUUUAA